Messenger RNA from Trichomycterus rosablanca, 857 nucleotides. Its product is annotated as zinc finger protein with KRAB and SCAN domains 2-like. Lineage: Eukaryota; Metazoa; Chordata; Actinopteri; Siluriformes; Trichomycteridae. The record is from RefSeq and is a predicted model, not a curated record. The transcript has 3 exons. Bases 1 to 720 code for a protein of 239 amino acids.
AUGGCGACACCCUCUAAGAACGUGCAGUGGUCCGCUGAAGAAACUCAGCGUUUGUUAUGUAUCUGGUGUUCUCCUGAGUUUCAGGAGAAACUGGAAAGCAGCACCAGAAAGGAAAGACUCUAUUCCGAACUGGUGGAGUAUUUAGCCAAGGCAGGAUAUUUUCGCUCAAAGGAGCAAGUAAUAAAUAAGCUGAAGAAGCUCAAGAAAGAGUACAGAGACUCAAAAAAGGUGUUAUCACGCAAUGGACCUGCUAGGAAUAACUGGUCAGCAUAUUAUAAUAUCCUGGAUGGCGUGCUGGGUAAAAGACCAGCAAUCGAGAUGACUGGGGCUCUAAAUUCAGCCACCGCAACACUGGAACCGAGCAACCCUGCAUCUCCGUCCACUUCAGCUAUUAAUGACGAUCUUUCGGACAUCAGUGAACAUAGCAGCAGCACAACUACUGAGGUGUCUGAGACUGGACCAGAAAGCAUUGUUGUUGUUAAGCAGGAGGAAAUCCCUGAAGUUCAUGAGCAACACAUGAAAAGAGGAAAAAAAAAGAGAAGACAGGACAUAGAAGACAUCCUAGACUACAUGGAGAGAGCUGAUGCCAGGGCUGAGGAGAGAGAGGAGAGGAUGCUGUUACACAUGCAGCAGUCUACCGCUAAUCUGCUGGGGCUGGUGGAGAGGAUGGUCACUGCCAUAGAAGGAGUCGUCAAUACCUCACAGACUCAAGAACAAUAAUUAUUAAUUUUAUAUUUUGCUUUCAUAAUAACUGCAUUUUAGCAGUUCAUUUCUGUUUUGUUUAUAACAUUAUACUUGUAUAUAGUUACUGUGACUUAAUAAGUUAAAGUUCUUAGUAUUUUUAAAAGUAUGUUUAU